This is a messenger RNA of Colletotrichum chrysophilum, 1713 nucleotides long. RefSeq lists its product as uncharacterized. The transcript is spliced from 3 exons. NCBI's taxonomy places the organism in Eukaryota, Fungi, Ascomycota, Sordariomycetes, Glomerellales, Glomerellaceae. The record is from RefSeq and is a predicted model, not a curated record. Gene Ontology annotation, molecular function: protein binding. The coding region runs from base 1 to 1713 and encodes 570 amino acids.
AUGAGCCUGGGAAUCGAUGCUGAUAUCGAGCUAUCUUCCCAGACGAAUCUGCUGGCCGUCGACAAAUCUGACUCGGAGAAGCCUUCCUCCUCCGAUGAUUCUUCUGACGCUGAAGAGAGCGUAUAUGGUACGCUAGAUGUUGAAGAGUCGCCAUUGGGACGACUUUACUCGGAAAUUGCAGGCGGUCAAGGCCCCGCUAGCGAGACCAACCUUACCAAACUCCACGAAUUGCUUCUCAAGCACAGCUCGGGAGUUCACACUCGAUAUACCAAUUGUGAAACGGCCCUCCACAUUGCAGCUCGUUACGGAUUUCACGAUGCCGCGCAGAACCUUAUCAAGGAUGGGGCGAACGUCUCGGCGAAAGAUAAAGACAAGCGACAGCCUUUACACAGAGCCUGUCUCGAGGGGCAUACCGAAGUAGUAGAAACGCUCAUAGAGCACGGAGCAGACAUUGAGGCCAAGCAGCAGUCCAAGGCUACCCCUCUCGAUGAAGCUUGCUGGCAAGGCCAUUUCAAUAUCGUAAACAUACUUCUCAGCAAAAGCGCCAAUCCCCUAGUCACUGACAAGGACGGAUGGUCUCCUCUGUACUCGGCAAGCCGGUACGGCCACUGGGAGAUAGUAGACCGCCUUCUCCGCGAGGACAAGUCAAACGUAGAUGAGGUUGUUUCCAUCCUGAUCAAGCAUGGAGCGAACCUUGACAUCAAGGACAAGAACGGACGCACCCCUCUCCAUUUGGCAAGCAUAGACGGUUUCUCAGAGGGUGCGAAGCGGCUGAUUGCUGGGGGUGCAGACUGCAACAUUCAAACGGACAACUCCAAAUCGACAGCUCUCAGAGCUGCUAGUAAUUGGGGUCAUCAAGAAAUAGUCCAAGCUCUCCUUGAUCCCAAAAACCCCAAUGGCCAGGCAGACGUCAACAUUCAAGAUAAGGACGAUUCAACUCCUUUGCAUGCAGCUAUUCUUGGAAAACACCUCAACGUUGUCAAGUUGCUGCUGAAGGCGAACGCGAAGGUAUACCUGGAAGACAGUGAUAAACAAACGGCUUUGCACUUAGCCAGCGAAAGGGGUGCCGAGAGCGUUGUCAGAUUGCUGCUGGAGACGAAGCAUAAUGUGGAUGCGAAAGACGAUGGAAGAACGGCUUUGCUCCUCGCCAGCGAACAGGGCAACGAGAGCGUUGACAGGUUGCUGCUGAAGACGAAGGCGUAUGUGGAUUUGAAAGACAGUAAUGGACGAACGGCGUUGCAUCUCGCCAGCGAACAGGGUGACAAGAACAUUGCCGAGUUGCUGCUGGAUAAGAAGGCGAGUGUUGAUCCGGAAGAUGAGGAAAAGCAAACGCCUUUGCAUCUUGCCAGUGGCGCCCCAGACCCAGAUCGAUCAGAACCUAGUGAUGCGACCCCCAACGACGAUUUCGGCGAAGAGUCCCAGUCUGGCCAGUAUUGUGCCGUCAUUGAACAUCUGCUGAGCAACGGGGCCAAUCCAGGGGCCCGAAACAAAAAGGGGGAGACGGCCGUACAUCUUGCUGCAGCAUACGGCAAACCCGACAGGCUUGAAUCACUCUUGAAAGGGUGUAAGGAGGGGGAUCUGUUGGUCCGAAACAACGAGGGCCAAACGGCCCUCUACUCAGCCUUCAAAGGAGAGCAGCCGGAGACUGCCAUGGCAAUACUUCUGAAAUCGGCCAAGCUAAAGACUAUGAAGCGCUCGUUUGGGCUGCUGUAA